This is a messenger RNA of Bolinopsis microptera, 1032 nucleotides long. RefSeq names its product gastrula zinc finger protein XlCGF49.1-like. Gene Ontology annotation, cellular component: nucleus. NCBI's taxonomy places the organism in Eukaryota, Metazoa, Ctenophora, Tentaculata, Lobata, Bolinopsidae. Gene Ontology annotation, biological process: regulation of gene expression. The transcript is spliced from 2 exons. The record is from RefSeq and is a predicted model, not a curated record. Bases 1 to 762 code for a protein of 253 amino acids.
AUGUCAAAGAAGAUGAAGUUAUCUCCAGAUGCAGUGGUGGGAGCUGCUGAUACAAUCAUGAAACCUAACAAUGCAACUGUAAUAAAAAAAGAGAUUAAAACUGAGCAGGAGGAGUUACAAGGAAAGUUGAUGAAUCCAAUAUCAGGAGAGAAAUCAUUCAAGUGCACUGAUUGCUCCUUACCUUUCUCUAACAAAUCUAGUCUGAUCAAUCACCAGCGUAUUCACACUGGAGAAAAACCGUUCAAGUGUAGUGAAUGUUCCUCAUCUUUCACUCAGAAAUCUACUCUCAGAUCACAUCAGCGUAUUCACACUGGAGAGAAACCGUUCAAGUGUAGUGAAUGUUCCUCAUCUUUCACUCAGAAAUCUAAUCUCAGAGCACAUCAGCGUAUUCACUCUGGAGAGAAACCUCACAAGUGUAGUGAAUGUUCCUCAUCUUUCUCUCGGAAAUCUACUCUCAGAGCACACCAGCGUAUUCACACUGGAGAGAAACCUUUUAAGUGUAGUGAAUGUUCCUCAUCUUUCUCUGAUAAAUCUACUCUCAGAAAACACCAGCUUAUCCACACAGGAGAGAAACCUCACAAGUAUAAUGAAUGCUCCGCAUCUUUCAGACACAAAUCUAGUCUGAAUAGUCACCAGCGUAUUCACACUGGAGAGAAACCUCACAAGUGUAAUGAAUGUUCCUUAUCUUUCACUCAGAAAUCUCAUCUCAGAGCACACCAGCAUGUACACAAUGGAGAGAAACCUGUCAAGUCAAAGGAGUGAUCAUAAUAUGCUUGUUCUGACAGAAGUAACCUUUUCAAACACCAACGUAUUCACAGAUCAUAUUAAAAACUUUACCGACGAAAGCAGUAUUUUCAAAUUUAUAUCGGGGAUAUUCCGUUUGUUUAAACUUUUCAGUUGUCAACUGUUCAAGAGAGCAAGAGGACUCAUAACUAACAGACUCUUUGAGGUCUCAGUGUAGUUGUUAAAUAAUGAGCAUGUUCUUUUGACAAUAUCAGGGAAUUACUUUCAAUUUUCAUUGUUACUGUACUU